Hippocampus comes (tiger tail seahorse) is the source of this 766-nucleotide messenger RNA. RefSeq names its product 3 beta-hydroxysteroid dehydrogenase type 7-like. Gene Ontology annotation, molecular function: oxidoreductase activity, acting on the CH-OH group of donors, NAD or NADP as acceptor. Lineage: Eukaryota; Metazoa; Chordata; Actinopteri; Syngnathiformes; Syngnathidae. Gene Ontology annotation, biological process: steroid biosynthetic process. The transcript is spliced from 3 exons. The record is from RefSeq and is a predicted model, not a curated record. The annotation marks the transcript as partial.
AACUAUUGCUCGGCUGUGUUUAUGUUUCAAGAAUGUUUGGCUGUGCUGAGCAACACUUCCUGAAUAAAUAUAAAUAUUGACAUGAAUAAAUACAUGACUUGUCCUGUGGCUGUGUCUAUAUAGGGGUAAUGAAGACACACCCUACGAAGUGAAGCACACCAUGGCCUACCCCAAGAGCAAGGCCAAGGCCGAAAAGAUUGUCCUGGAAGCCAAUGGAACAAAGGUGCGGAAUGGUGAGCGUUUGCGCACGUGCUCUUUGAGGCCGACCGGCAUUUACGGCGAGGGCCACGAGCUCAUCAAAGACUUUUACAAGUUGGCAGUCAAAAGGGGAGGCCUGAUCAUUGGCGGCGUCCCCGACAGCACUGAACACGGGCGAGUCUACGUCGGCAAUGUGGCGUGGAUGCACGCGCUGGCCGCCCGGGCCCUGCGGGAGCAUCCGGAAACUGUGGGCGGCGAGGCCUUCUUCUGCUAUGACGACUCGCCCUACAAGAGCUACGAGGACUUCAACAUGCUCUUCCUGUCCACCUUCAAGUUCCGGCGCGUGCGCAUGCCGAUGCUGCUGCUGUGGUUCCUGGCCAUGCUCAACGACAUGCUACGCUGGAUCUUGACACCCUUCUGCAACUUUGCGCCCCUCUUGAACAGCUACACCCUGGCCGUGGCCAUCACGUCCUUCACCGUGAGCACGGACAAAGCGCUGCGCCACUUCCAGUACCGCCCUCUGUACAACUGGGACCAGUGUCGGGAGCGCACUCAGAGAUGGGUGAAC